Arachis duranensis is the source of this 603-nucleotide messenger RNA. RefSeq names its product serine/threonine-protein phosphatase 7 long form homolog. Gene Ontology annotation, biological process: meristem development; meristem maintenance. The coding region runs from base 1 to 603 and encodes 200 amino acids. The record is from RefSeq and is a predicted model, not a curated record. Lineage: Eukaryota; Viridiplantae; Streptophyta; Magnoliopsida; Fabales; Fabaceae. The transcript is spliced from 2 exons.
AUGUUGACCUGUAACCAUCCAGUUCCGCCGGAUCGGUACAACGAUCGAGUGGAGGAGCAUUUACGAGUUACUGGAUUCUACCAUGCAUCUCAAAUUGGUGUCGUACAAAAUCAGAAAGCACUCGUGAAUGCUCUAAUCGAACGCUGGCACCCUGAUACACAUACGUUUCACCUUCCAAUUGGUGAAUGUGCCGUAAGUCUUGAAGAUGUUGCUCUAAUUCUUGGUCUUCCGACGGAUGGUCUUACAAUUACUGGGAUGACAAUGAGUAGUUUCUCAGCGUUGGAGGCGGAGUGUUUGCAUCAGUUUGGAGUUGCACCGCGUAAGUCGGAGUGUAGAGGAUGCUGCAUAAAACUGACUUGGCUGCAGGAUCUAAAAGAAAACAUUCAGUUGACUGAUGAAAUAAGUAUACAGAGUAUUGGACAGUAUAGUUGGGGAUCGGCAUGCCUAGCACACCUCUACAGGGCGUUAUGCAGGGCAUCUCGUUAUAACUGUAAAGAAAUGGAUGGUCCAAUAACACUUCUGCUCGGUUGGGCUUGGAUCCGACUGCCAUAUCUAUCGCCGCUUCCUAGGGAACCCCACAGUUUUCCACUAGCCAACAGGUAA